CUCUGAACGUUCUUCUCGUUAAAGAACUACAACUCCCAUGACAAGAGCAAAAAGGGGCAGAGACGUUAGAGAGGCUGAAAAGAAAAUUAUCGAUAUGGUUCAGCGGAGGAUUCAACGCUGUAGCUGUCAAUUACAGAUAUGACUGAAGGAACGCACCUGCGGAGGCGAGGGGGCCCUUACAAGAGCGAUCCAGCCACAGACCUGAGCCGCUGGAGACUGACGAAUGAUGAGGGCAGACAGACGUGGCGCUACGUGGAGGAUCAGGACACCCUGGACAGAGAGCAGACAAUGUUGGAAGCUCAUUCUCUAGGAUUGGACACAAGUAAGUUUGUGUCUGGCUCCCCAGCUGCUCACACGGCUGUAGAUGCAGCUCUGAAAGGGAUGCACUUCUACAGCCACCUGCAGGCUGAGGACGGUCACUGGGCAGGAGACUAUGGUGGACCUCUCUUCCUGCUCCCAGGUCUGCUGAUCACAUGUCAUGUGGCUAAGAUUCCUCUGGCCGAGGCCUGGAAGAAGGAGAUGGUGAGGUACCUGCGCUCUGUUCAGCUGCCAGACGGAGGCUGGGGUCUACAUAUUGAGGACAAGUCGACCGUCUUUGGCACAGCGCUGAGUUACACCUCAUUAAGGAUUCUGGGAGUUGAGCCUGAUGAUCCAGAUAUGGUUCGAGCCAGAAACAACCUGCACAGCAAAGGCGGAGCUGUGGGGAUUCCCUCGUGGGGUAAAUUCUGGUUGGCCAUUUUAAAUGUCUACAGUUGGGAGGGAAUGAACACGCUGCUGCCAGAGAUGUGGCUGUUCCCCACCUGGAUGCCAGCCCACCCCUCCACCCUGUGGUGUCACUGUCGUCAGGUGUACCUUCCCAUGAGUUACUGUUAUGCUGUCAGACUGGCUGCAGAGGAGGACGCUCUAAUCCUGAGCCUCAGAGAGGAGCUUUAUGUCCAGGACUAUUCUACCAUUAACUGGCCCGCUCAGAGGAACAAUGUGGCAGCAUGUGACAUGUACACACCUCACAGCACACUGCUCUCCGUCGCCUACAUGGUGUUAAACGUGUACGAAGCCCACCACAGCACCACGCUGAGAGGAAAGGCUGUCAAAGAACUGUAUGAACACAUCCAGGCUGACGACAGCUUCACUAAAUGUAUCAGCAUUGGACCGAUCUCCAAGACCAUCAACAUGCUGGUUCGCUGGUAUGUGGACGGUCCCUCCUCACCGAUCUUUCAGAAGCAUGUGUCCAGGAUCCCCGACUACCUCUGGUUGGGAUUGGAUGGCAUGAAAAUGCAGGGGACGAAUGGAUCUCAGCUGUGGGAUACUUGCUUUGCUGUGCAGGCUUUCCUUGAGGCAGGAGCCCAGGAUAACCCCAGACUUGCCCAGUGCCUCAAAGAUGCCCAUCAGUUUCUCACCAUCACACAGAUACCUGAGAAUCCUCCUGAGUACCAGAAGUACUACAGGCAGAUGAACAAGGGAGGUUUCCCCUUCAGUACCCGUGACUGUGGUUGGAUCGUGGCUGACUGCACAGCUGAGGGCCUGAAGUCAGUGAUGCUGCUGCAGGAGCUCUGUCCCUCCAUCGACCAGUCUGUCACCUCAGAGCGCCUUUAUGAUGCCGUAAAUGUGCUGCUGAGCAUGAAAAACUCCGACGGUGGAUUUGCCACAUAUGAAACUAAGAGAGGAGGGAAACUCUUGGAGCUGCUCAACCCGUCCGAGGUGUUCGGUGACAUCAUGAUAGAUUAUACCUAUGUGGAGUGUACCUCAGCAGUGAUGCAGGCGCUGAGGCACUUCCAGAAGGUCUACCCUCAACACCGUGCUGAGGAGAUAAGCUGCACUCUAAAAGAAGGACUGGAGUACUGCAGGAAGGUGCAGAGGCCUGAUGGCUCGUGGGAAGGGUCCUGGGGAGUGUGCUUCACGUAUGGAAUAUGGUUUGGCCUUGAAGCCUUCGCUUGUAUGGGUCACGUCUACAAGGAUGAGGAUGUGUGUGUGGAGGUGCAGAAAGCUUGUCAGUUCCUGUUGGACCGGCAGAUGUCAGACGGAGGCUGGGGGGAGGACUUUGAGUCGUGCGAGCAGCGGUGCUACGUCCAGAGCGACGCAUCUCAGAUCCACAACACCUGCUGGGCUUUGUUAGGCCUCAUGGCUGUCAGGCAUCCAGACGAACGGGCCAUCGAAAGAGGAGCACGGCUGCUGAUUGACAAGCAGCUGCCCAACGGAGACUGGCCACAGGAGAAUAUCGCUGGUGUGUUCAACAAGAGCUGCGCUAUCAGCUACACCUCCUACAGAAACGUCUUUCCAGUGUGGGCCCUCGGCCGCUUCUCUAGUCUUUACCCCGGCAGUCCGCUGGCUGGGAAGGUGAAGCUGUGACGACCUUUCAAAGCUCACAGUUCAUCAGACUGCCGGAAUGAAUGAAUCGAAACGCCCGCGACUCAAACAAACAAACAACAGCCGCAGAUAAAGAAACACACUUAAUUCUUUGAAUAACUUUCUAUGUCGACAUUCCAGGUCCGCUCAUCCGUCAGAGCUACUCUUAGAAAUCUGUUGUGAUAAUCUGCUGCUGUCGAAGACGCCCAGUUAAUGUGGGCUGGUUUAGAAAGUGUAUAAAAGCAUUCAUGUCCACGUUGCCUUAUGUUCGUGCUCCUUCCUCACCAUUUCCAUUUAGAAUAAAGAAUUUUUCUAUUAUCUUAA
Acanthopagrus latus (yellowfin seabream) is the source of this 2667-nucleotide messenger RNA. It is a transcript of the gene lss, whose product is annotated as lanosterol synthase (2,3-oxidosqualene-lanosterol cyclase). Gene Ontology annotation, cellular component: lipid droplet. Gene Ontology annotation, biological process: cholesterol biosynthetic process; triterpenoid biosynthetic process. The transcript has 22 exons. Bases 139 to 2346 code for a protein of 735 amino acids. Gene Ontology annotation, molecular function: lanosterol synthase activity. Lineage: Eukaryota; Metazoa; Chordata; Actinopteri; Spariformes; Sparidae. The record is from RefSeq and is a predicted model, not a curated record.